CUCAGCUGCUGCGACGGACUCUAUCGGCUUCGGACCGCUCGCCAUUUUAAUCUGCCAUCUGAAGGAAUAACACACAUAUUUAUCAAUCAAUAGGAGUUUCUUUACCGCCAUACAGAUCUCCAUGAUGAUGGAAAUGGAGGUGAUGCAUUCCGGUCAACAGGAUAUGGAGCUGAUUGACAUACUGUGGAAGCAGGACAUUGAUCUCGGCGCCAGGCGUGAAGUUUAUGACUACAACCAUCGUCAGAAAGAACAUGAGCUGCGGAGGCAGCGGGAGCUGGAAGAAGAGAAGAGGCAGCAUCUGGUCCUGGAGCAGGAGAAGGCCCUGCUGGCAGAGCUAGAGCUCGACGAGGAAACGGGAGAGUACAUACCCCGCCCGCCACCCAGCGCCCCACUGCAGGUGGCUGUUGCACCUCUAGAGGUUACACAGAAUGUCAGCUUCACAGGAGAGGACGGUGACACCAUGUCAUUUGAUGAAUGUUUGCAACUUCUGGCAGAGACGUUUCCUGUAGAGAACACUGAGAACACCUCAGUUUGCCUGGACACAACUGCUGUUUCAGCCCCCAUGAUGCACCCUGAGCAGCCAGCUCUGCCACUGGCCACCCUCUCCCCAGGUCCACUACUACCACCACCAACACCAUCACCACCACCACCACCACCACAGAGGAUGUCCCUAGAUUUGGAGCAGGCCUGGAUGGAGCUUUUGUCCCUCCCUGAGCUGCAGCAAUGCCUGAGCAUGCAAAUGGAGGACACACUUGAGACCACAACUUAUCCUCUUCCAAACAUCCCUGAAGAGCAGAAUCCAAACUACACUUUUUACCCCAUGAGCAAUCUCACAGACAGGGAACCAAACAGUUUAAAUGUUUGUCCUGCAGAGUUUAUGAAUACAUUUGAGGUCUCUGUUCCCAGUAUGGUCCCACCAGACAAUCUCAGCCCGAUGAAGGCAAAGGCUCCUCAGUUAAAUGAUAAAUUCCCUGCAGGAAGUUUCUGUGACAUAUUUUACCCCAAUGCCAUUCUGGAUGAGAGCAGUGGUCAACAUGGCCUUGAAGGAAAUGAAAGUAACGCCAUGUCAGAUAUCCCAAACAAGCCUCCUUUCACACCAGUGGACAUUUACAGCCUCUCAGCUGGAGAUGCAUUUGACAGAAGCAAAGAGAAUCUGACAGCAGAAUUGCCAGACUCAGAUUCAGGAAUCUCUUCAAACAUAAGUCAAAAUGCUAGUUCACCUGGGAAGUCUUUGUAUGGAGAUGAGUCCUUUAGUUACAGCGAUUCAGACAUGGAAGAGAUGGACCACAAUCCUGGAAGUGUAGAAUCUGACUACUCAGAGAUGUUCUUACUCAAUUUCCAACCUGAUGAUCUUCAGCGGGCAAUUCCUUUAUCUGCACCAAUGGGGCAGCCACAACAGCAGCAGGAAAAGAAACCCAAACAACACAAGACGGACCCGGCUGAGGAGAAUGGCCACAACAACGCCCCCUUCACCAAAGACAAGCAGAAGAAACGCUCGGAAGUGCGUCUCUCCAGAGACGGGCAGAGGGCUAAGGCCCUCAAAAUCCCUUUCACUGUUGACAUGAUUAUCAAUCUGCCCGUUGAUGACUUCAACGAGAUGAUGUCGAAGCACCAACUGAACGAGGCCCAGCUGGCCCUGGUCCGAGACAUACGCCGUCGCGGCAAGAACAAGGUAGCUGCCCAGAACUGCCGAAAACGCAAGAUGGAGAACAUAGUGGGUCUGGAGAGCAACCUGGACUCACUGAAGGAUGAGAAGGCGCGUCUGCUGGAGGAGAAGAGCCAAAACAUCACAAACCUGAAGGAAAUGAAGCAGCAACUCAACAGCUUGUACCUGGAGGUCUUCGGCAUGUUGAGAGACGAGAAGGGCAAUUCCUACUCCCCCUCCGACUACUCCCUCCAGCAGUCAACUGACGGCAACGUCUUCUUAGUUCCUCGCAUCAAAAAGACUUUCAUCAAGAGCGAAGACAGCGUCUUAUCUCCUUUGUAAUAUGGUACUGCAUUAUCAUAGUAAUACUAUGCAAUAACUUUGUAGUUGUUCAGCUUUAAAGCAUUAGUAGCUCAGCAUAACUAUUGUAUAGUUUUUUGCUCACUUCUCUUGAAUGUUGUAAUAUUUUUGAUAUUUUACUUCUUUUGUACUCGGAUACCUUAAACAGAUUCUUUAACCAAUAUUGUUUGUAAAUAUAAACAUUACUUGCUUUUGAGAUUGAUACAACCGUUGCUGUAUGUGUAUAUAUUGUAUAUAUUAUAUUUCUGUAAGCUAAUGUUUCAAUCAUGGUUACUUAUAUUUUAUAACUGUCCCUUUAUGAUUUGCUGCCCAGGUUCUUUUAUAAAACCUUGACUUCUGUGCUUUUCAAUAAAGUAUUCCUAUAGCUA
This is a messenger RNA of Perca fluviatilis (European perch), 2373 nucleotides long. It is a transcript of the gene nfe2l2a, whose product is annotated as nuclear factor, erythroid 2-like 2a. The transcript has 5 exons. NCBI's taxonomy places the organism in Eukaryota, Metazoa, Chordata, Actinopteri, Perciformes, Percidae. Gene Ontology annotation, cellular component: nucleus. The record is from RefSeq and is a predicted model, not a curated record. Gene Ontology annotation, biological process: regulation of transcription by RNA polymerase II; cellular response to oxidative stress. The coding region runs from base 122 to 1987 and encodes 621 amino acids. Gene Ontology annotation, molecular function: RNA polymerase II cis-regulatory region sequence-specific DNA binding; DNA-binding transcription factor activity, RNA polymerase II-specific.